GCUCAGUGUUUGAAAACCACUGGCCACAAAAAAUUUCUUUCCUGUUUUGACAGCCAGUAAAUAUAGCUGCCUCAAGAUGUUGAUGCCCAAAAAGAAUAGGGUUGCUAUUUAUGAAUACCUUUUCAAGGAAGGUGUUAUGGUAGCUAAGAAAGACUACCAUGCCCCUAAGCAUCCAGAAUUGGAAACUAUUCCAAACUUGCAAGUAAUAAAGGCUUUACAGUCAUUAAAAUCAAAAGGAUACGUUAAGGAGCAGUUCGCAUGGAGGCAUUAUUAUUGGUACUUGACCAACCCAGGCAUUGAAUAUCUGCGUACUUUCUUGCACCUCCCUCCAGAAAUCGUUCCCUCUACCCUGAAACGGCCAGCCCGUACGGAAACCACACGUCCACGACCAGCUGCGCUCAGGUCCGAGACCUCAAAGCCCUCAGAGGACCGUGCUGGUUACAGAAGGACUCCUGGAGGACCUGGCUCAGACAAAAAGGCCGAUGUUGGUCCGGGAACGGGAGAUGUAGAAUUUAGACAGGGUUUCGGUCGUGGUAGAGCACCCCAAUAAAUCCGUUAUAAAUAAUUUUAUAUAACUUUACCAUGAUCAGCAAAUAAAAUCGUUUGUUGGUUAA
Molecule: messenger RNA, 614 nt
Organism: Anoplophora glabripennis (Asian longhorned beetle)
Lineage: Eukaryota; Metazoa; Arthropoda; Insecta; Coleoptera; Cerambycidae
Gene: RpS10b
Product: 40S ribosomal protein S10b
Exons: 3
Coding region: 77-550 (157 amino acids)
Cellular component (GO): cytosolic small ribosomal subunit
Molecular function (GO): structural constituent of ribosome; RNA binding
Source: RefSeq, a predicted model, not a curated record